AUGCAGCUCGAUUCGCACCUUACUCAAUUGUUCAUCAACAACCAGUAUGUGGAUUGCUUGAAUACAGAUAAGAAAAUAUCUGUCUAUAAUCCCGCAGAUGGAAGCCUUGUGAGCGACCAGAUACCGAUCGCUGGGGAGGCUGAUAUCGAUCGAGCCGUUGAGGCCGCUCAGCAGGCAUUCACCCCUGGCUCCGAAUGGCGUCGCAUGGAUGACUUCACUCGCCAAAAGGUGUUGCUGAAAUUUGCGGACCUGAUUGAGAGCAAUCAAGAAUAUCUGGCGUCGCUCACGCGAGUCAACUUAGGUGCACCAUAUAAACCAUUUGGAAAAUCAGAGAUCGACACUGCGAUAGGAUGUUUCAGAUAUUAUGCGGGAUGGGUCGGCAAGUUUGCUGGUCAGAGCUUUCCAGCGACUGAUGGCUUCUUCAAAGUCGUUCGAAACGAACCACUCGGAGUUGUUGCAGGUAUCAUCCCCUGGAAUGGUCCGCUGGCAUCCAUAGGCCUCAAAGCUGCCCCUGCAUUGGCAACAGGGAAUGUUUUCAUUCUCAAACCAAGCGAGAAGACUCCGCUGGCUGCUGCCGCGCUCGGGCAGCUUGCAAGAGAGGCUGGCUUUCCUCCUGGGGUUUUCCAGGUUUUGACAGGAGACGGCAGCACAGGCGCGAUACUCGCCAGUCAUAUGAAAAUUGCAAAAGUUAGUUUCACUGGAAGUGUGCCAACAGGAAAAAGUGUUCAAGUCCUUGCUGCAAAGAGUAACUUGAAGAGAGUGACCCUUGAGCUUGGGGGCAAGAGUCCGGCGGUGGUCUUCGAUGAUGCAAACCUCGAAAACGCAGUUCAGUGGUGUGUCAACGGACUAAUCAACAAUUCUGGCCAAAUUUGCUUCGCUGCGUCUCGAGUAUACGUCCAAGAUGGUAUAUAUAAUAAGUUCCUGACGGCUUAUCGUAAAGCAAUUGCUGCUAAGCGAGAGGUAAUGGGAGACCCCGAGAGUUCGAAUUCUGAGAUCGGGCCAGUCGUGGAUCAGGCGCAGCACGAGAGGAUUCUUAGAAUUAUCAACACUGCCAGAGAAAAUAAGGACGGAAAACUCUUGCAGGGAGGGGAGGCGCUGGGCACAAAGGGAUUCUACAUCGAUCCCGCUAUUUUCCUCGACACUGAGAAGGAUUCAUCCAUCGCCAGGGAUGAGAUCUUCGGACCAGUUGUCGUCAUCAACCGGUUCAAAUCCGAAGAGGAAGUGAUUGCUCUUUCAAAUGCCUCCCAGUAUGGUCUGAUGGCCGGAGUUUUCACGCAGGAUAUUAACCGCGGUCUUCGACUGAGUGAGCUCUUCGACUCGGGGGUGGUGGGUGUAAACUGUAUCAGUACCAUUCACUUCUCCUGUCCAUUUGGCGGUACAAAGGAGAGUGGAAUUGGUCGCGAGCUUGGGGUACACGCUUUACACGCCUAUACUGAGCCAAAGACGGUUUUGAUUAACCUCACAUAUUGA
Penicillium concentricum is the source of this 1470-nucleotide messenger RNA. RefSeq lists its product as uncharacterized. Gene Ontology annotation, molecular function: aldehyde dehydrogenase (NAD+) activity. Bases 1 to 1470 code for a protein of 489 amino acids. The record is from RefSeq and is a predicted model, not a curated record. Lineage: Eukaryota; Fungi; Ascomycota; Eurotiomycetes; Eurotiales; Aspergillaceae. The transcript is spliced from 7 exons.